AUGAAGUCAUCGGUGUCACAUCACGUGUUGCCCGUGACAGCUGCUCAUUCAACAGCCGAAGAAAAUGGUGCUUGGAAUGAUAAUAUUGGACAAAAUUUAUGGAAUCAACAGCAAUCAAAGGAUUCUUUAAAUGAACAUACACCAAAUCAACGUGAAUGUGAGUCACUGAGCAAUGGUGACAGCAUUGUCAACAACUCUUCAAAACGAAGUGAAUCAUUACCCAUUCAAGUUAGUUCUAAUUCCUCUUCAAAUUCCUCAAGAUCCAUGUCACAUCCUCAAAAUGUAAAUCCCAACAUGAAAAAGAAAGUCAGCUUAAAAUCUGUCAUUGACAUGAAAAAGAAUAGUUAUCUUACGACUAAAAAUGGCGAUGAAUCAUUUGUGAAUGUGUCUGAUUCAGAGCUUUCUGACGAGUUCAGUUCAACCAAUCUCUCUCCUCAAGUCCAUUCAAAUCCAUAUCGACUGAGUGUAGUCUCAUCAAAUAGUAGUUUGAGUGGAGGCUCCUCCUCGAACAACCAAACAUCAUCCUCGUCACCAAUGCAUAACAAUCAUGCUAGUAGUAGUAGUUCGCUCAUACACGCUUUAUUUCCAUCGCUUCCAAUUGAUAGAUCUAAAAUGAGUGAUGAAGAGUUCAAUAUAUACAAAGAAGUUGUCAGCAGGCCAGUAUUUGAAAAGAUUUUAAAGAGUAAACCUCUGAUAGCAAAGUGUGGAUAUAACGAAGAAUAUAUGAAAGAAUUUGCAUUUGAACUAUCAGACGAGGAGGAAUUAAAAAGGACCUAUCUCACAACCGAUUGGGUCGAGACAGCAAAAUUACUGAAACGAACCAGAAGUGUCGAAGAUGGAUCGAUACCAUCCUCUGUUCUGCAACAUGCAGCUACAAAUGACGAAAUGAAUCAAUCAAACGCUCCUACCUCCACAUCAGAUCCAACAUCUCCUUCCUCUGCUGCUGACAAUAACGAAGACGCUUCAUCAAAAGAAGUGACCACUGUUCCUACCAAAAGUGUAUUAGAUCAACCACAUUUAUUGGGAUUAUUACCAAAAAGAGAUUCCAUCUCAUCAUUAGAGGAAGCUCUUGAAAAAAUGGUUUCCGACAAGGAAGCCAAUACUGAUCUCCUAAAGCAAGAGCUUAAAAUUAAGCUGAUUAUCACUGAAAUUGCAAGUAACUCUUCACAAAAAACACUACGGCAAUUCCUAUCACCUGUUCUUCACAAGAUGAAUGUACUGCCUGAGAUUGGAUGGUUUCACUCUGCAAUUCUUGUUGGAAAAUGGAGAUUAGAUUUUAAUGAUAGUAGUGUGGUCAUUCCAAGAAAAUUGGUCAGUCAAGCUGCUGUUAUAACCACCGAUAUUGAAUCCAUAACAACCAUGCAAGAUUUAAACAGAGUCAUUGAUGGAAUGGCAAAAUGUAUUUGUAAAUGGAAUAGAAAUAUUGCCUACAAACAAACUGGAGGUGAUGGAGUGACAACAGGAAAUUGUCAAGAUUUUGUUGAGGAUUUACUUGAACAUAUUGGAGUGAAAAUGAACCUUUCUGGAAGCAUGAAAAAGUUUGUCAAGCGAUUACGUAGAACAGGAAAGUGCUCUCUCGUUUUUGAAAUGGAUAAAAAGUUUAGAGAACAUUUCAAAAUGGAAACGAAGCGAGUGAAAUUCAAAUCUCACGAACAACUAGAUUUAUUUGUGAGGAAAUUACUCGAAUCGUGUCCAACUUUUUCACAAACAUUUCCUGAUGAAUGGAUUUUGCUGCAAAGUUUUGAUCGGACCUAUUGGCUCAAACACAUGACAUAUAGUCACAUUGAUGAAUACAAACCCUGUAAAGUCAUACGAGACAACAGAGGAGUUCAAGACUGUCCAUUCCAUGAACCAGAAUUCAUUCAAAUCCUCAAAGACUAG
Naegleria lovaniensis is the source of this 1881-nucleotide messenger RNA. RefSeq lists its product as uncharacterized. The coding region runs from base 1 to 1881 and encodes 626 amino acids. The record is from RefSeq and is a predicted model, not a curated record. The transcript has a single exon. Lineage: Eukaryota; Heterolobosea; Eutetramitea; Acrasida; Naegleriidae.